AUGCUUGAAACCGAGGGCAGCGACGACGCCGAUGCGGAAGACGACGAAACCGCCACAGGUUUGGUGGAAGUGGCCGUGAAGGACGACACCCCGACUGCAGAUGAUCUGGUGAUAGACGACGACGAGGAUGACACAACUGCAAUGGAUGAUACAGCCGAGGUCGACGAUACGGUUGACGUCGAAGAUUCCGCCAAUGAAGACAGCGCGGUCGAGACUGUUGAGGAAGUCUCAGGGACAGCCGUGCUCGACGCUGAAGACGAGGGGGUUAGGACUUCCGAAGAAGACGAGAGAACCGAUGCCGCGGAAGAUGAGAUAGCCACCGAUUCAGAGGAAGAAACAGGCGGCUGA
Molecule: messenger RNA, 348 nt
Organism: Sordaria macrospora k-hell
Lineage: Eukaryota; Fungi; Ascomycota; Sordariomycetes; Sordariales; Sordariaceae
Source: RefSeq, a predicted model, not a curated record